Zophobas morio is the source of this 1388-nucleotide messenger RNA. RefSeq lists its product as uncharacterized. The coding region runs from base 201 to 1049 and encodes 282 amino acids. Lineage: Eukaryota; Metazoa; Arthropoda; Insecta; Coleoptera; Tenebrionidae. The record is from RefSeq and is a predicted model, not a curated record. The transcript is spliced from 4 exons.
UAAGUGAACAUUUACAUAACUACUUCUUUAGUGUAGAGAUUGUGCUAUUUUUAAAUGAUGUUGUCCAAAACAUAACUUCAUUUAAUUUUUAACUUAGACAAGUUUAACAUCGCACUGGCCCGGCGCAUCCACCAUUUUAUUCGGUAGAUAAUUUAUAAGGUCACUGAAAAUAAAACUUUCAGUUAAGUAAACAAACAAAAAUGCUCGCUGGGUUACCUUGUAAGUGUCAAGCAGGUUUCAAAUUGUUGACCCAUUACUUUUUUCGAUGUCUGAGGAUAUAUUUAAGCCGCCAAAAUUCUAAAUUGAUUAGACGUAAAAUGAACAGAGUGGCGCUUUGUUUAUUAAGCGUGGUGGCUUUUGAUAGCUGUCUCAAACUUCCUUCCAGUUUCAAAAAAUGUGAUAGGAAAAGAACCGAUUUUAACCAGUGCUUAAGUGACGCUAUUCAUGGUGCUCUGGAAAUCCUGGAUAAACCGUUACCGUCGUAUGGUUUACCAAGUUUGUACGACUUUACACCUUCCGAAACUAUCAUUUUUGGAAACCGUACUUACGGGCUGCUACAGAAAUAUGAUCAGUUUAAGUUGAUCGGGCUCUCGAAACCGAAGAAUAUAAACGCUAAGAUAGAUUUUGGUCCUUUGACUAGUACUUUGACAAUAGAAGCGUCUUAUUAUCAACUUACUUACUUAGCUGAUUGCGAGAUGCAAGGUACUCUUGUUCUUCUACCCGUAAACGUUCAAACACCUGUAGAAUUCACGUUCGUCGUUCCAACGUUCACGUUUAGUUUUGAACUCGAAGAGUACGAGAAAGGUAUCACUCACUUUAGGGUGAUCGAUUCCAAACUCGAUACGCAAACACAAAGCCUUAAAUGUGACUAUAAACAGUUGUUUUCCAAUAAAGUUCUGAAUGCAGAGUUUAAUAAUGCUAUGGAUGCGAAAUGGGAGCCAAUAUUUGCUCUUUUUAAACAUUUUGAUGAAGCGAUGUUCCCUCCAUUGUUUAGUGUGAUCUUGAACACUUUUCUGGAAAAAGUUCCCGUUGCUGAGCUCUUUGAUUGAUAGAUUUGUACUUACACUUUGUGAACGCUGUACGAUAAUAAAACAAUAUUUUUAAUCGGUUUAUUUGUGUUAACCUACUGGCACAUUACGCCGAAGAAUGAAAUUUAAGACAGAAUUUGGAUAAAUAUAUUAAUCUUAUGGCUUAUGAGAUUUCAGAGUCAAAUUAUAAAAGUUGACCUUCAUCGAUUACGUUUUCUAAUUAUACGCAAAUCCAUCAAUGGACAAAAAUAUACCGAGCGUCUGGAAAAUCGCGGAUUAAUUCUUAGCUUCGCUCUUAACAAUCAACUAGUGAGUCUGGGAAAAAUAGUAAAAUUAAUAUUUUUAUCGCUCAUGACCAAU